AUGGGUGGCACACACGCAGAUCCCAAGCGUGGAAUAUACAUCGGUGGGUUUGGAGGUUUCGGCUGCCCGACCCCCCAGAAGAUAGCGACCUACUCCCUGUCCCCUAACCGACAACGCCCUCUAGCGGGCGCUCUCUACAACGCCAUAUUCAACACGUGGAGAAGAACUCGCAACCAGGCUCUUUACGUUGUUCCCCCCUUUGUUGCAGCAUAUGCGAUAUUGAAUUGGGCUGUCGAGAGGAACGAAUACUUGAACUCCAAGCCUGGACGAUUAGCUGAGGGCUCUUCGGAGGAGUAA
Paracoccidioides brasiliensis Pb18 is the source of this 297-nucleotide messenger RNA. Its product is annotated as ubiquinol--cytochrome-c reductase subunit 8. The transcript is spliced from 4 exons. Bases 1 to 297 code for a protein of 98 amino acids. Gene Ontology annotation, biological process: mitochondrial electron transport, ubiquinol to cytochrome c. The record is from RefSeq and is a predicted model, not a curated record.